Messenger RNA from Strongylocentrotus purpuratus (purple sea urchin), 694 nucleotides. Its product is annotated as low-density lipoprotein receptor-related protein 8-like. NCBI's taxonomy places the organism in Eukaryota, Metazoa, Echinodermata, Echinoidea, Camarodonta, Strongylocentrotidae. Bases 311 to 694 code for a protein of 127 amino acids. The record is from RefSeq and is a predicted model, not a curated record. The transcript has 3 exons. Gene Ontology annotation, cellular component: plasma membrane. Gene Ontology annotation, molecular function: protein binding.
CUUAGUUGUGAAUCGUGACUGUGGAUGCUAGUACUCAAGUUAUGCUUUUAGAGUUUCUCUCACAAAAUUACACUGCUCAGCUCGAAGAAAAUUAUAUGAAAGUGGAUGAUUUACUGAAGAAUUUGAGAAGAAAAAAAGGGGGGGGGGGAAAGACCGGCAUAUCGCUUACGCGGCCAUCAGUGAAUUCUACCGGCAGAUUCAGCAAAUAACUUCAAAGCGAGCGGACGACUUUUUUUUACUCUCGUGAUCUAGAUAAGCAAGAUCUUUAUCAUUUUAUGUCUACUGUAUUACACCAUUGGAGCUAUAUUACAUGAGCAUCAACUAUCAAGAGAAAUUACGUGGAUAUAUAAUGGGAACGUACACGCUAAGUCUGAUCCUGAUGGGAUCGUUAGCCUGUGUAUUUUCGGCCGCGAACGGAAAUCUGUGUGGAGAAAAUCAGUUCCAAUGCGACAACAACAAUUGCAUUCAAAGUAUAUGGAAGUGCGACAAUGAAGACGACUGUGGAGACAAUUCCGAUGAGACAGUGUGUGGCCAACUGGCAUGUAGCUCUGCAGAGUUUGAAUGCGUUGAUUCAGGAGCAGGUAACGGAGGCUCAACAUGUAUUCCAGCAAGAUGGCGCUGUGACGGUGACAGUGACUGCCCGGACGCGACUUUGCGUUUUACACCCUGGCCUGGACAUUUUCCCGGUAAAUAG